AUGGCGCCGAAGUCCGUCACAAUCUCCUUGAGAGCAAAGGACGCAAAUCCUGUGUACGUCUCCAGACGCAAAUCCUGUGUACGUCUCCAGACGCAAAUCCCGUGUACGUCUCCAGACGCAAAUCCCGUGUACGUCUCCAGACGCAAAUCCUGUGUACGUCUCCAGGCGCAAAUCCCGUGUACGUCUCCAGGCGCAAAUCCCGUGUACGUCUCCAGACGCAAAUCCCGUGUACGUCUCCAGACGCAAAUCCCGUGUACGUCUCCAGACGCAAAUCCCGUGUACGUCUCCAGACGCAAAUCCCGUGUACGUCUCCAGACGCAAAUCCCGUGUACGUCUCCAGACGCAAAUCCCGUGUACGUCUCCAGACGCAAAUCCCGUGUACGUCUCCAGACGCAAAUCCCGUGGACGUCUCCAGACGCAAAUCCCGUGGACGUCUCCAGACGCAAAUCCCGUGGACGUCUCCAGACGCAAAUCCCGUGGACGUCUCCAGACGCAAAUCCCGUGGACGUCUCCAGACGCAAAUCCCGUGGACGUCUCCAGACGCAAAUCCCGUGGACGUCUCCAGACGCAAAUCCUGUGUACGUCUCCAGACGCAAAUCCUGUGUACGUCUCCAGACGCAAAUCCUGUGUACGUCUCCAGACGCAAAUCCCGUGUACGUCUCCAGACGCAAAUCCCGUGUACGUCUCCAGACGCAAAUCCCGUGUACGUCUCCAGACGCAAAUCCCGUGUACGUCUCCAGACGCAAAUCCCGUGUACGUCUCCAGACGCAAAUCCCGUGUACGUCUCCAGACGCAAAUCCCGUGUACGUCUCCAGACGCAAAUCCCGUGUACGUCUCCAGACGCAAAUCCCGUGUACGUCUCCAGACGCAAAUCCCGUGUACGUCUCCAGACGCAAAUCCCGUACACCUGGCCAAGCAGACACCUGGCCAAGCAGAGACCUGGCCAAGCAGAGACCUGGCCAAGCAGACACCUGGCCAAGCAGACACCUGGCCAAGCAGACACCUGGCCAAGCAGAGACCUGGCCAAGCAGACACCUGGCCAAGCAGAGACCUGGCCAAGCAGAGACCUGGCCAAGCAGAGACCUGGCCAAGCAGAGACCUGGCCAAGCAGAGACCUGGCCAAGCAGACACCUGGCCAAGCAGACACCUGGCCAAGCAGAGACCUGGCCAAGCAGACACCUGGCCAAGCAGAGACCUGGCCAAGCAGACACCUGGCCAAGCAGACACCUGGCCAAGCAGAGACCUGGCCAAGCAGACACCUGGCCAAGCAGACACCUGGCCAAGCAGACACCUGGCCAAGCAGACACCUGGCCAAGCAGACACCUGGCCAAGCAGACACCUGGCCAAGCAGACACCUGGCCAAGCAGACACCUGGCCAAGCAGACACCUGGCCAAGCAGACACCUGGCCAAGCAGACACCUGGCCAAGCAGACACCUGGCCAAGCAGACACCUGGCCAAGCAGACACCUGGCCAAGCAGACACCUGGCCAAGCAGACACCUGGCCAAGCAGACACCUGGCCAAGCAGAGACCUGGCCAAGCAGACACCUGGCCAAGCAGACACCUGGCCAAGCAGACACCUGGCCAAGCAGAGACCUGGCCAAGCAGACACCUGGCCAAGCAGACACCUGGCCAAGCAGACACCUGGCCAAGCAGAGACCUGGCCAAGCAGACACCUGGCCAAGCAGACACCUGGCCAAGCAGACACCUGGCCAAGGAGACACCUGGCCAAGCAGACACCUGGCCAAGCAGACACCUGGCCAAGCAGACACCUGGCCAAGCAGACACCUGGCCAAGCAGAGACCUGGCCAAGGAGACACCUGGCCAAGCAGACACCUGGCCAAGCAGAGACCUGGCCAAGCAGACACCUGGCCAAGCAGAGACCUGGCCAAGCAGACACCUGGCCAAGCAGACACCUGGCCAAGCAGAGACCUGGCCAAGCAGACACCUGGCCAAGCAGACACCUGGCCAAGCAGACACCUGGCCAAGCAGAGACCUGGCCAAGCAGACACCUGGCCAAGCAGACACCUGGCCAAGCAGACACCUGGCCAAGCAGACACCUGGCCAAGCAGACACCUGGCCAAGCAGACACCUGGCCAAGCAGAGACCUGGCCAAGCAGACACCUGGCCAAGCAGAGACCUGGCCAAGCAGAGACCUGGCCAAGCAGACACCUGGCCAAGCAGACACCUGGCCAAGCAGAGACCUGGCCAAGCAGACACCUGGCCAAGCAGACACCUGGCCAAGCAGACACCUGGCCAAGCAGACACCUGGCCAAGCAGACACCUGGCCAAGCAGAGACCUGGCCAAGCAGAGACCUGGCCAAGCAGACACCUGGCCAAGCAGACACCUGGCCAAGCAGACACCUGGCCAAGCAGACACCUGGCCAAGCAGACACCUGGCCAAGCAGACACCUGGCCAAGCAGAGACCUGGCCAAGCAGACACCUGGCCAAGCAGACACCUGGCCAAGCAGAGACCUGGCCAAGCAGACACCUGGCCAAGCAGACACCUGGCCAAGCAGACACCUGGCCAAGCAGACACCUGGCCAAGCAGACACCUGGCCAAGCAGAGACCUGGCCAAGCAGACACCAGGCCAAGCAGACACCUGGCCAAGCAGACACCUGGCCAAGGAGACACCUGGCCAAGCAGACACCUGGCCAAGCAGACACCUGGCCAAGCAGACACCUGGCCAAGCAGACACCUGGCCAAGCAGAGACCUGGCCAAGGAGACACCUGGCCAAGCAGACACCUGGCCAAGCAGACACCUGGCCAAGCAGACACCUGGCCAAGCAGACACCUGGCCAAGCAGACACCUGGCCAAGCAGACACCACCGACGGUAAUCAUCUAG
Messenger RNA from Procambarus clarkii (red swamp crayfish), 2847 nucleotides. The record is from RefSeq and is a predicted model, not a curated record. Lineage: Eukaryota; Metazoa; Arthropoda; Malacostraca; Decapoda; Cambaridae.